AUGAAGAUGAUUCUGUUGGUCGCUUGUUUGUUGCCGCUCUUCCUCUCGAGGAAUUAUGCCCAAGAACAAUCGGUUAAUUAUUACGAGACCAUACCUUCUUGUUUGACCAUUGCGGAGAAAUCCAGUUUAGAUCAAUUAGUGCCCAGGCAAUCAGCUAUACUUUAUACGUUCAGUGAUAAAAAAAACUGCACCAAAGAGGCAAAUUUUCAUCAAAGUCUGAUCAGAUGUACGGGCCAGACCUUUCCCCCAUCAUCACAGUGGUGCCCUCCAGGAACCACCAUCAAAUUGGUGGCGCAGUUCUACAAACACCACCCGUUUUGUUGUCCCGGGACCUUCGAUCCCCUAACUCCACCGCUGGACAUUUCCUCCGCAACAACACUCAGCGUUAAUUAUCAGAGUCCGGAUUACUUGAAAGAAAUUGAAGACUGCUUGAAAGUGGAUAAUUGUUCGGUGAUGUCGAAAAACGCAACUUCAGACCUGGUCGGAUUCGGAUACUGUCCGAACGAAAACACCACAUUCGAUUCGCUGGCUAUAAUCUACCAGUGUCUAGGUUAG
Messenger RNA from Helobdella robusta, 555 nucleotides. RefSeq lists its product as hypothetical. The record is from RefSeq and is a predicted model, not a curated record. The transcript is spliced from 3 exons. Bases 1 to 555 code for a protein of 184 amino acids. Lineage: Eukaryota; Metazoa; Annelida; Clitellata; Rhynchobdellida; Glossiphoniidae.